AUGAAUGUGCUCGGGACAACAUUAAUUGAAGAUCCUCAAAUAACUGUGCCAAAUAGAAACCUGGAUAUACUUGAGGAUAUAACAUUCUACAUGUGUGAGUUUGUGCCUAUUAAUAUCAUAUGCAUUCUGAUUGAUAAGAAUUUGUUGAUAGAUGAGAAUUAUUUUGAACAGCCGAUGGUACAGUUGGCAGAAGAUGACACUCGAAGAAUGCUGAAACUGUUUCACUCUGUUUAUAAGUUCACGUUGUCGUGUAACCAUGACAAGGAUCAGCAGAAAAGGGAGAGGCUAAGUAAAGCAGUGAAAAACCAGCAGAAGGAAGUUCUGCACUAUCAUUCAACAUCUCCUAUGAACUACAGCUCUGUUUCCCCGGCAACAAGCAGAUUCAGGGACAAGAAUCUGAUGAAGAGACCUUUUCAAGAUCCUCAGAAGAAAACAUACAGUGGAGACCUCCUUGAUAAACAUUCGAAUUGGUUUACAGAAGCAAGACAGGCUUUCACGCCAAGAACAUUGAGGAAUAGAGCAAAGUCAUUCCUUUUGAAGUACAAAUAUUAUACAGCACCUAAAAACAUGCAAGGCAAUCCAAGUGUAACUCCAACAUAUAAUGAAAGCUUUACAGACAAGUCUCCAGUUCCGUUUCAUCUGGAGACAGACUGUCCAGUAUGGUAUCAAUCACAGGGAAUGCGGGAGUUGAAUCCUAGAAUCCGACACAGUUCCUCUUCAGUGAAAUUGAAGCUGAUGGCAUGGGAAGAUGAGAUGAAAUAUUUACAGUUUCUCAAAGAAGUAACGGAUGAUAUAUUGUGCAGAGGUUACCAUUCUAACAGGAUCCUGGAAAACAUUUUUCAAAUACACGUUGAAAGAAGCAAAUACCAUCUUAAUGAGGUAAACUACAGUUCAUGUUUGAUGAUCCAUGCAGUAAUUAUUGUGUGCACAGUGACAUCAGCAUAUAAGGCAGCUGUCAGAGUUUGA
Molecule: messenger RNA, 966 nt
Organism: Hemiscyllium ocellatum (epaulette shark)
Lineage: Eukaryota; Metazoa; Chordata; Chondrichthyes; Orectolobiformes; Hemiscylliidae
Product: spermatogenesis-associated protein 7 homolog
Exons: 9
Coding region: 1-966 (321 amino acids)
Biological process (GO): photoreceptor cell maintenance; protein localization to photoreceptor outer segment; protein localization to photoreceptor connecting cilium
Cellular component (GO): photoreceptor distal connecting cilium; axoneme; ciliary basal body
Source: RefSeq, a predicted model, not a curated record